UUCUCUGUUGGUUUAACGGGGGAACUUGACACUUGAGUCUGGUUGUGGUCAUUUAUCUUCCUGGCAAUCUGACCCACAGAGGGGUCUUCACUUUUCAAUGUAUUUCUUUACUCAGCCACUUAUUAUGUUGUGCUCCGGUGAAACCAGCCCAGCCUGCGGAUAGAGAGUUCCUGGAGGAGGGGGGGGGGGUGUAGCGGAGGGAGCUGGCAGCCGACGGUCCCGGGGCAGGUCCUGCCGCUGCGCCGCCAACAGUCCGGAGGCUGAGGUUUGGUUCGUGCGCACAUUUCUGGGAAAAGCUCCAGAGCUCCGUCCUGCCAGAGGAGAACCUGAGAGGAGGCACAGGCUCACGCAGGUUUCCAGCGGGACUCAAGACUCAUAUUUCACGCGUUUUGUCGGAGGUUUCCUCUCGACCCGCACUUUGUUGGGGAUCUCACACCCUGACAGAGGACUCUCUGGAUGAGUUCACUUCGUGCACUGUGAAAACGUGUAUUUUGGAGAUGUGACGUGUUCGAGAAGUUGAGGAGCUACUUCACUUUUGGAAGCUCGUGUUUCAGAGAUGAUCCUCACUCUCCCUGGAUUACUCUUGGAAACGGAAGUGUCGCUGAAACGAAGUUGUGGAUAUAACUUUACGCACAGCAAACUUUUCUCUUUCUCUCCGCGUCUGUGACCCAAAGAUCAGCCAGUGAAGUGGGUUCCUCCAGCAGAAGCUAUGAUCUGAACCAGAUCCCUGUCACUUCCAUCUAUUAUGUGUUUGUCUUCAUCUGGAAUUCAUUGAUUGACAACCUCAGAUGCGCUAAAGACGAGUCAGGAUCACGGCUCCACCGCUGGAUCUUCGUCUUUCCCUCAGUGAGUGUUCAGCCGACUUUAUCUGACACCUCGCCAGAAUGAGGGCUUUUGUUCUCUGUGUAGUUCUCAUGUCGUUGCUGACCUGGACAGGAGAAGCCAACAAACAGACUCGUCGCAGGCGGGUGCAGUUGCACCGACGCGUUGGAAUGGCACAUGCCCAGGGGGACGCAGAGGACCAGGAGCGCCUCGUCAGACGUGUGCGCCCUGGGUUUGCCUCGGCCAUCUCGGUGCACAGCCCCAAAGAGGAAGACGAUGUUCAGGCUGAUGAGGGUGUUCCUGUUUCCACCAGGACGAGGACUGUGCAGGGCAGGAGAGCAGGGGGCCAGGGGCUGGUGCCAAGGAGACGGGUGGCCCAGCUGACUGGAUCCCCCAGUGCGCCGGACGUGCAGAAAGAUGAGGGCACUCCAGGGCCCAGAGCCAGGGUGAGCCGGAUGCCCAGCAGCGCCGGGUCACCAAACCUUCUGGCCAGCUUUGCAGGGAAGAACCGUGUGUUGGUGAUUUCUGCACCUCAUGAUUCAGACGGUUACUACCGCCUGAUGAUGUCUCUCCUGAAACCAGACGUGUACUGCGAGCUGGCCGAGCGACACGUCCAGCAGGUCGUCAUAUUUCACCAGGAGGGGGAGAUGGGAGGCAAGGUGAGGAGGAUCACCACAGAGGGGAAGGUGAUGGAGGAGCCGCUGGACACUGCUCUGAUCCCCAGACUCAUGAGCGUCCUCAAACUGGAGAAAGGUAAGUUUGGGAUGGUGCUGCUGAAGAAGACUCUGCAGGUGCAGGAGAGGUACCCCUACCCUGUGAGGCUGGAGGCCAUGUACGAGGUGAUCGACCAGUCGCCCAUGAGGAGGCUGGAGAAGCUGCGGCAGAAGGGCUUCGUCCAGAAGUGCAGAGGAGCUGGUGUGGAGGGUCAAGUGGAGGAGGGCACGCUCACAGCAGUAGACACACCUGUAGAAAGAAAACCAGGGAAGAAGAUCCUACGGAAACCCACACAGGCAACAACAACCACAACAACCACAACAACCACAACUGCUCCACCCACCACAACAACACGACCAACCACCACAACUACCACUACAACCCGGCCCACCACCACCACAACCAGAGCGACAACAACAACCACCAAAGCCACCACUACCAGAAGAACCACCACGACAAAGAGACCAACCACCACCACCACCACCCAGAGGCCAACCAGAGCUCCCACCACAGCCCCGUGGCUCCCAGCCCCCAGAACCACGGCUGACCCUUACUACGACCCCCGCCGAGAGAAAACCACUCCGGCCGGAGAUAACCGCACCGACAAGGACAACAGAGAUCCACAUGGCCGCAGGCUCGUACCUGCUACAGACAAACCCUCCAAGAUCAGACCCACCAAGAAGAAGACUGGAGCAGAGAAGGUGUUGACCAAUGAGUACGAGGACCGGUAUGUUCCCGUCAACCCCACCGUGGUCGAUCUCGAGGAGACCGAAUCCUUCACCAACAUCAGCCCAACGAAGAAGGUCAAGGGCAAACACAAUAAGCACGACAAGAAGAAGAAGAAGACCGACAAGGCGUUGAAGAAAGCCGAGAGGAGAGGAAAGGCAUCGAAGGAGGGGAAGAUCGGGGGAAAGAAAAAUGGGAAGAAGCAAGUGAAAUACCCCGAGACAGACGACUACCCAAAACCAACGAAGAAGCCGUCGCCACCUCCGAAAGGAUCCCUGGCCUACUUCCUGGACUACUUUGAGAACAGGAGGCGGCUGCUG
Messenger RNA from Paralichthys olivaceus (Japanese flounder), 2582 nucleotides. The record is from RefSeq and is a predicted model, not a curated record. Lineage: Eukaryota; Metazoa; Chordata; Actinopteri; Pleuronectiformes; Paralichthyidae.